UAUAAACAUAAACGAAAGUGUUCCAUCUGUUCAAGGCACGAGUCUGUCAUGACAAUCACGUGGUCCGACGCACGUGUGAUAGUUAAGUAGUGGGAAGAAUCCUUCGUAUCUUCGUGUUGCAAUACCCGAAUACUGUGCAAAAACCAAAAUACGUUUGCGUCUGCUCCGAAAGCAACGAAAACAUGAAGGAGGAUUUCUCGGUGCUCUCGCAUAAACUCGGCGGGGGGCCGAAAGGACUGGGCGACCCCAACGACAGAAGUUUAAGGAAGGUGGAGAAAGACGUGCUGGUACCCAAGUUGAUGCGAGAGAGAACCAAAUCUGAAAAGUGCGUCAACGAAGUCAAAGACUUCCACGACUGCUGCCUCAAAUCCGGCCUGCUGCACGUUGUAAAAUGUAGGGGGGAAAACGACAGGAUGAAGGCGUGCAUGGAGAAGUGGUACUACAAUCAGGACUUUAUUAAAGAAUGCACAGAACAGUAUCUGGACGAGAGGAGUGAAUUUAGAAGGACUGGAAUUUCCAAGAAGCGGAAAAACACUAGAAUGGAGGGUUCAAUGUGAACAUACGAAUAAUGAAUGGACAACGCCGAGCAUUGUCUUUUCAGCUUAGCUGUUUAAGUGUUAACAUCUGUGAUUGGUGUCACCGACAAUUUUUCCGGUAGUUUUCAGGCUGUCGCAUAAAUUGCUUCGGCAACGCCGGAAAGUCAGAUACGGACUGGUUGAAAGUUAAAGUUGCGUUGAUUCACCUCGAGUUGUAGUUGAAUGUCUAUAUGGUAAACUCCUAUAUUUCGGUUUUUCAAAAGUAUCGCUUCUUUAUAUUACUUGUAUUCGCUGCGUGGCAAUGUAAAGUAACGUUCUACGUACGUGCCAUCGAAGCAUCGCGAUAAGAACGAAUUGUUUGGCCUCAAUAAAUGCACAAUACAAACAUAACUGUAAGGCAUGGUACUUUGAAGACGACGGAGAUCUACAGUAGAAUAAAUUGAAAAGGAGAGGUGAGAAUACAGACAUUCGGCUGUAGCACAGACUGUCGUUUCGAAUAAAAGUCUAUUUUAAAGAAGUC
Temnothorax curvispinosus is the source of this 1056-nucleotide messenger RNA. RefSeq names its product COX assembly mitochondrial protein homolog. The record is from RefSeq and is a predicted model, not a curated record. The transcript has 3 exons. Lineage: Eukaryota; Metazoa; Arthropoda; Insecta; Hymenoptera; Formicidae. Gene Ontology annotation, cellular component: mitochondrion. The coding region runs from base 183 to 557 and encodes 124 amino acids.